AUGGAUUACAAUCCGCGAAUGAGUAUGGCGCGGAGCCAGCAACCGCCCAGCCAGCAGAAGCAGCGCAAAGAGCCGGAUGAAGAUGCCUUCAUGACACUGCCCGAUAAAGAGAUUGCGGGAUGCAUAAGUGAUAUUGGCAUCAACUUCUCGAUCGAUGACUUGCGAAAACCGAAUCCGCAGCAGAUCCAAAAGGUCUUCGAAUGGUUCGCGGAGUUGCUGACGAUGACUACGCGCGAGAUCGUGGCCCCAGCAAUGCGCGCCGCUGCUGAGGACAUGUGUGGCGACGAUGCUGAACGUAUCUUCACGGCCGAUACGCGCGAGCUCAUGGGAUUCUUCGUCACGAUGCGCAAGCUGCUGCUCGAAUGCGGCAUCAAAGACUUUACCUUCUCGGACCUCUACCGCCCGACACACCCACGUCUCGUCAAGAUCUUCAGCUACAUAAUCAAUUUCAUUCGAUUCCGAGAGAGCCAGACGGCUGUCAUCGACGAACACUACAACUCUAGCGAGCGGACAAAGAAUGCAAUCGAACAGUUGUACCAUGAAAAUCAGGAGAAGGAGGACCGACUGCAUGAGAUGGAGCACAACCGGAAGAAUGUUGAGCAAGCCAUGAAGGAGAAGGAGAAGAAGAACCAGGAGCUCAAGACACGCCUCCUCGAGCUGAAGAAAAGCCAGGAACGCGUAACUGAAAAGCUUGAGCGUGUCAAGGGCGAUCAGGCGCGCUUGAAGAACAUCCUUGAGGAGAAGACCACCUCUGUGAUGACCACUCGCAAUGAAGCCAACAAACUUCGACCCUACACCGAACAAUCGCCCGCCGUUCUGGAGCAAUCUCUACGCGACCUCAGCUCGAACCUUAACGCGGAUCGCGCUGAAAUCGAACGUCUUGAUAAGCGUGCCAGAGCUCUGCAAACCAGUUGUGAUACCUUCACCCUCUUACAGACGGAUAUUGCGUCCCUUACUCGACUGCUCACAGAUCUCCAAGUGGAGCUCAACAAAGAGGAAGAGGAAGCAAGGGCCGCCGCGAAGAAUCGCGAAGCUUUGACGGAGAAGUCUAAUAGUGUGCGAGAAGUGGAGCGACAAGAGAAGAUGUUGCGUAAGCAGCUACAACAAUGGCAGGAUCGGACUGAGAAGCUCCGUCGGGAUGCGGAGACCAGAGCUGGCAAUGCAAAGCAGAAGAUGGAGAGCUUGCGUGCUACCCACCGAGAAUUGACUGCCGAAAGGAGAGAGAGGGGCGAGGAGGUGGAGAAGCGGAGAGUCCGAAUCGAGCAGACUGAAAAGAAGAUGGCGGACUUGAAGGAGCAGAUAGAACACGAAGUUCAGGCUGCAAGGGAAGAGUACAUGAAGAUGGAGAGCCACAUCAAAUUGUACAUGACGGAGAUGGAGCAGAGCAUUUCAUGA
Molecule: messenger RNA, 1395 nt
Organism: Ramularia collo-cygni
Lineage: Eukaryota; Fungi; Ascomycota; Dothideomycetes; Mycosphaerellales; Mycosphaerellaceae
Product: related to NUF2-outer kinetochore protein-part of Ndc80p complex
Exons: 3
Coding region: 1-1395 (464 amino acids)
Biological process (GO): kinetochore organization; attachment of mitotic spindle microtubules to kinetochore; mitotic spindle organization
Cellular component (GO): Ndc80 complex; kinetochore
Molecular function (GO): protein-containing complex binding
Source: RefSeq, a predicted model, not a curated record